AUGUCGGUUACUCUUGGACCUACGAGUUCAAUGAUAACUGGGAGUAUAUCCUCCAUUAUAUCCCCCACAGCAUCUUCAAUUAUAUCCAGUACUAUACCUAGUGCCAUUGAAUCCGCUACAAGCAGUAUCAAUAGUCCAGAAAUAACAACAGCUACCGCAUCCUCAUCAACAGCAGCUACCACAUCCUCAUCAACAGCAGAAGAGACACAAUCGUGCACACCAGGAUCAGUCUUAGAUGUCUGCUUUGAUGGAUCACAGUAUCUGGACACUGCACUCAACACCGCCAACAUUGGCUCUCAAUUCACCAUCUGUAUCGUGGUUGGCAUCCUCCUUUUUAUGAUUUUUUGUAUAUUUAGAACAAGAAUCCCAGUACUAUUCUCUCCACGAUCAAACAUGAAAAGACACAAACCACCUGAAUUGCCAACAUCAUUGUUCGGCUGGAUCUGGCCACUCAUCAAAAUCAGUGAUGAAGACAUGCUGACGAAUGUCGGUUUAGAUGCUUUGCUGAUGCUAAAGUUUGUAACCAUGGGUAUCAAAAUCUUUGCUGUGUGUACAGUUUUCGGUAUCAUUGUGUUUGUACCAAUCACCAUGACCUCUGAUUAUACACACUUGGGUAAUGCCACCUCGCCCCUGGAUAGAUUAUCGAUAUCAGUCAUUGAACAAGACUCCAAAAAGUUCAUCGCCUACCUCGUCUUUGCCUAUUUUUUUACUUUUGUCACCUUUUUCUUCUUGAAUCGAAACUACAACGACUACAUCUACCUUCGCGCCAAAUACUUAUUGAAACAGUCUAAAUCCAUGGUCUCUCGAUCUGUCAUUGUUACUGGAAUUCCCGAGCGCUUAAGAUCUGAUCAGGCGUUGGCUGAUUACUAUGAGAAUCUAGGUGUUGGUUCCGUUGAAAGUUGCUACGUUGUACGAACAGUUCACAGAUUAAACACCAUGAUCAAGAAAAGAGCACAAGCGUUGAUCAAAUUGGAAGAAGCUUAUGCAAAAUAUUGGGGCAAUCCGUGUCGAAUCCCUGGAUAUGAUCCUGAUCGCAUUUUGGAUGAUGUAGACAUGUACAAGCGAGUAUUGGAUCUUGCUGAAAACCGACCUGAUAGCAGCAGUGACGAGGAGGAGGAAGAAGAUGAGGAAAACGAUGCGGAAAAAUCCGAGGAGGGAUCAUCCACGCUCAAAAUAAAGAAGCUCAAGAAGAAGAAAAAGUUGGGAAAUACCACCUUCUUUAAGGGACUCGUGGAACCAAUGAGUCUUAAAAAGACGACCAAAUCAAAACGUCCUCUCGUCCGUGUUGGUGGCUUCUUGGGCAUGGGAGGCAAGAAGGUUGAUGCCAUUGAAUACUACACAAAGCUGUUUGAUGAUUUGGACAAGACUGUCAUGCAGCGUAGAAGCUCGCCCAACUUUGAAAUGACCAAUGUUGCCUUUGUCACGUUUGAAUCCAUGAGCAGUGCUAUAAUUGCAUCCCAAAUCGCAAUCAAUCCCGAACCUUUUGCAUGCCGUACAAGUAUGGCUUGUGAACCUAGAGAUGUGCUUUGGAGUGCCAUUUCUAUUCGUGGUCGUGAAAGAAUCGUCCGAGAAGCCAUUAUUUGGACCAUCACUGUUGUGGUUUGUCUGUUUUGGUUCAUUCCUGUUGGUGCAAUCUCAACUUUAAUGAGUAUUCCAACCAUCAAGAAAAUUAAUCCUGAACUUGGUACACGCAUGGAGAAUAUCCCUGCUGUACAAACGAUUUUUGGCACAUUCAUUCCUCCUCUUGUUCUCAAUAUCUUCACUUCCGUCUUGCCAUUGCUGUUUGAUACUAUGGGUUACUACCAAGGUUUGAGAUCUCGAAGUGCAGUAGCUGAAUCAACAUUGAGCAAACAGUACUUUUUCUUGAUCUUCUUUACCUUGAUCUUUUAUUCUGUUAUUGGUACAUCAGUCAUGGCUAUUCUUAACAUGUUUGCCACCAACCCUCAAGGUAUCACCAAAAUGCUAGCAGAGAUGUUACCAAGACUCGCUCCAUUCUUUAUCAACUACACCAUUUUGCAAACCUUUUUAAUUAUGCCUUUGAAUUUGUUGCUACUUGGUGCCAUAAUCGUUCGUGGAUUCACUCAUAUGUUCCUUUGUAGAACACCACGAGAGCAUGCUGAAAAUCGUGCACCAUGGUCUUUCAAUUACGGCAUUGGUUAUCCUGUUCCUUUACUCGUAUUUGCUAUCGUAUUCGAGUACUCUCUCAUUUGUCCUAUAAUUUUGCUGUUUGGUACCGUCUAUUUUUGCUUUACCUACGUCGUUUACAAGUAUCAAUUCUUGUAUGUAUACUUUCGUCCUUACGAAGUUGCUGGUAAACUGUGGACAAUGGUUAUUCCACGUGUCAUCUUUACCCUCAUUUUGUUCCAACUGACCAUGAUUGGUCUCUUUUUACUCAAGGGCAACUAUAUUCUAAGUGGUCUAGUGGUUCCUCUCGUCUUGAUCACCAUCUUGUAUCGCUAUCUUUUGAGUCUGGCUUAUUCAAAGAAUGCACAUCACUUACCCAUGCAAUUGCUUAAAGAUAACCUACAAAAGUUACCCACCUCCGACGAUGAAGAUUCUGAUGAAGAUGACUCCUCUUGUGAUGAGCGUAUCGAUGAAGCUAAAAACCAAGCCAGAAUGAUUGAGGAAAGGAAGGCAGAAGAAGAAAAGAAGAAUGAAGUUCGCAGUCGUUGGAAGAAGGCGGCUCUUUCGGCCGUCAAUCUCAAGCCUCAACAAGAUGCUGCUGCUGCUACCAAAACAGAUAGCAAGUCUACUAUUAUUCGCCCUCGUCAUCGUAAAGUGGUAUUAGAUGAAGACGAUUAUGAAGCUACACCUGACAGUUUGACCGACUACCGUCAGCCGCCUAUGCAACUGAAUCCAGGUCUCCUGGAUGCUGGUCUCAAAAAGUACGGUAAUCCUCUACUAGUAGGUUACUUGCCACAGCUUUGGUUACCUGUCAAAAUGCCUGCCAAGGGCGAAGAAGCCAAGAAACCUCCAGUUGGACGUCGCAAGUCUGAUCUCCUGCAGAACCGUCAUGACGGUAGUGGCGGUAAUCUUGCACAACAUUUGGCUGAAAUUCUUCGAAAGGUAGAACGUGAUAACAAGGCAAAAGAAGAGGCUGUUGCUGCUGCCAUUGCUACUGCUUCCAAGAGCCGACUAGAACAAGAGGAUGCCCUCAUUGCUGAAGCUCGCAAGACCGCUCACGAUGAUGCUGCCUCAAUUGUCACUGGUAAAACCGCUCUUCCUAAAAUCAAUAUAUUGCGAUCCAUGUUCAAGCGUGGCCAUAUCAAGAAAUCCAAUGUUAAGAUUGAGCACACGCCAGCUGAGAACUUCCGUCUGCAACACUUGAGAGAUCAACAAAACAAAGCAGACGAUACUACAUUGGAUCAAGCAGAGCGAGGAGCAGCCAUACCAGACCCACAACGUCAAGACAGUGGAGGUAGCGGAGCCAGUGCGCACGAUACAGAUAGCGUAAAAUCCACCGCCAGAUCUGUUCACCAAGUAUACUACCACCAUCCAGAGCGUAGACACUCGCAUGCUUACAAUACCAACUUUUUGGUACCUCAUCACCGUGUUGAGAUGAGACACAGUGGACUCAGUUCGCCUGCUAUCUUCCCUCCUACACAAACAGAUGACAUUGAAGAUACUGAAGAGGCUGGUCAGAAUAUCUCUAGACCCGAUACACAAAAUUCAAGAUUGAGUAGUGAUCCCCUCAUCAAAAAGGACACUGUGUAA
Molecule: messenger RNA, 3714 nt
Organism: Mucor velutinosus
Lineage: Eukaryota; Fungi; Mucoromycota; Mucoromycetes; Mucorales; Mucoraceae
Gene: SEC18
Product: transport between ER and Golgi ATPase protein
Exons: 9
Coding region: 1-3714 (1237 amino acids)
Cellular component (GO): plasma membrane
Molecular function (GO): calcium-activated cation channel activity
Source: RefSeq, a predicted model, not a curated record